This is a messenger RNA of Scheffersomyces coipomensis, 1811 nucleotides long. RefSeq lists its product as uncharacterized. NCBI's taxonomy places the organism in Eukaryota, Fungi, Ascomycota, Pichiomycetes, Serinales, Debaryomycetaceae. The record is from RefSeq and is a predicted model, not a curated record. The coding region runs from base 1 to 1623 and encodes 540 amino acids. The transcript has a single exon.
AUGGUCAAGUUUGAUAGAGCAAAGUUCUACCAAUUGGUGGCAAGCUUUGAAUUCAAGGUUUUCGUCUGUAUGUUCCUUGGAAGUAUAUUAGUUGAUACGGUAUCUGAGUAUACUACUAGUUUCAAUGGUGCUACUUGUGGUUAUGUUAAAAAUGAUGAGGGUGCUGCUGGUCUUGCUGAAGUUGCUGUUAGAUUGAACCUUUUAAAAGUCGGUGAACAGUAUGAUGCUUCUAGUUUAAAAUUCCCUGUAUUGCUUUUCAAGUACACUGAUCGUGAAAACUUUACAAACAUUCCAACUUUAGACGAAUUCAGAAAAUAUUAUACUACUGAUGGUCCUAAAUUUGGUAACAAAUUAAUUGAUUCAGAUAAUAAUAAGUUUAGAUUGGAUGUGGCAGAAGGUAAGUCAUUAAAUAUAGAUGAUUUAUACAAUGACUAUAUCAUGCUCUAUGACUCAGGUUUAAAGUGGGAGCCUCAUAUGCGUGCUAGUUUCAAUGUCAAGAGAUCAGGAUUAUAUUGUGCUUACAUAGGUAGCCCUAAUGUAGAUGGUCCUGAUAGAGCUAUUAUGUUAGGUAUUGGCUUCAAAAAUUCAUUUGGUGAUCUCAAUUAUUAUGCUCAUUUACUUUCUUCACAAAUGAAAUAUUUUGUUGUUAUCGGUAGUGUUAUGGCAUUUUAUUUACAUUAUUAUAGCCAAAGAUUCAUAAAUCAAGGAGAUAGUUGUUUCAGUUUUAGAUCAAUCUCACUGAUUUCUUUAUGCAUUAAAAGAUUAUUUACUGGAAUAGUGUUAUUGAAUAUAUUCUCCUUAAUCAGUUUCAAUAUACCAAGUUCUGAGUUUAUUAAGACAGUGUUAUUAGGUACGGUUUUCAGUCUGAGCAAGAUGUUGGAAAUUAGUAUUUAUGCGACCAUACUUAACUUUGCUUUGGGAUACGGUAUAAUUACUGCUAUAAAUUCAAAGCUCCAUAUGAAAGAACCUUCAAUAAAAAGAUAUUCGUUGUUAACGCAAUUGGGUAUGUUUUUAAUCAUUAAAGGUAUGAGUAGUGCCAACUUUUUGAAUGCAUUCAACAAUUCAUAUUCAGCUAGAUUGUUCUCAAAUAAGGUGAUAGAUUUAUUUUUUGCUGUAUUUCAAUUGUUACCUGUGGUGUGGAUAGGUCUCAUUCUUUCUAAUUUUAAAAUUACAAAUAUGACUAUGGUAAACACCAGAGAUAUUCAAUAUUUGAAACCAUUCAAUUUGUCCUUAAUUUGCUUAAAUGUAUCUCCUGUUAUUUCUGCUACUGUUACAAGCUUUUUGUUCAAAACUAGUUUUAUGCAAGUAUUGUUAUUCAAUCCUUUGUUUGAUAUCCCUGCAAGUAUCACGAGUUUCAAAGUUGUAUACUUUGAUCUCAUCAAUACAAGUGUAACAGAAGUUGCUAAAUUAGACCCAAAUCUUAAUUUAGCCAGUAUUUGGAGUCAACAAUUGACUAUCUAUGUUAACGUAAUUUUCUUAUUUUUCAUGUGGAUCAAGGAUAAUAAGGGAUUAUUAUAUGUCAUUGAAGAUGCAGAAGCAAAAUAUGAACCAUUAGAUAGUGAUAUAAAGGAAGCCGAACAGAAGGAAGCAGAAGAGGAUGAAUCAGAAGAGAUUCAUGCUUGAGUUAUACCAAUUUAGAUAAGGAUGGUCCCUUAGUUUUUAUAUGUAAUUAAUUAUAUUUAGGUAAUGUGUAUUUCUACCAUAAUAUUAACAAUGAUAAUUAGAUGAUUGUUAGGACUAUUGUAGAAUUUAGUUGCAAAUGUGGAUUGAUCUCGGGAACUGCGAUAUUAGAUAUCUUCUUGAAUACGUUG